Solanum pennellii is the source of this 1486-nucleotide messenger RNA. RefSeq lists its product as uncharacterized. The record is from RefSeq and is a predicted model, not a curated record. Gene Ontology annotation, cellular component: chloroplast. NCBI's taxonomy places the organism in Eukaryota, Viridiplantae, Streptophyta, Magnoliopsida, Solanales, Solanaceae. The transcript is spliced from 3 exons. Bases 223 to 1263 code for a protein of 346 amino acids.
UGUGAACCUUAUAUAUAGUAUUCCGGUUUCAAGAUAUAUAUAUAUAUAUAUAUAUAUAUAUAUCCAUGACUGGACUCUUUUCUAGACUUCAUUAAUGCUUUGAUCAAAAAGUGGUUGGCUUGUGAUUUCUUGAACUCAUGCUUGCUUUGUUAAUUGUCUUUUGAUGAUUCUGUUGCUCAAAUUUAUUCUGAUUUUUGUCCUGGUCAUCCUUCUUCCAGUAAAAUGGAUUUUUUCUCUAGGAAUACAAGUGAUGACUCUUCAGGUUUCCAGCAAGACAUUGCUAGAUGCCCAUUUUUGACGAAUAUCAAUGAGCCAACUAAUUUUUCCUUCUCAAGCCCCAUUGGUUUGCCCAUUCCAGUACGUGGAGGAAAAGGUCCUAUCUUCGAGGAUGGUCCUAACUUUGACAUGGCAUUCCGGCUUUUCCAUGGCCAGAAUGGUGCUGUCCCACUUUCUGGGAGGCUUUCCAUUACGAAUGAGAAACCAGAUCCUGAAUCUGUAGCUCGUCAUUUCAACCCUUUGGUGGCAAAGGCAGCUACCAUAAGUCUCUCAUCUUUUGGAUUUGGAGGACCAUUUGGUUUUGAUUCAUUCUCUGAGAAGUGGAAGAAUCAAAAGAAGAAGUCUGAGUCAUCCAAAAGACAGGGAGGAGAUUCAGAACAUGAAGCACUAAGCAAUGAGUGGUUGCAGAAUGGGAAUUGUCCUAUUGCGAAGUCGUACCGUGCUGUAAGUACUGUCCUUCCUCUUGUAGCAAAGGUUUUUCAGCCCCCUCCUGGUGUGAAACUCAAGUGUCCCCCUGCUAUAGUAGCUGCCCGAGCUGCUCUAUCACGGACAGCCUUUGCGAAAAACUUGCGACCACAACCUCUGCCUGCAAAGAUAUUAGUGAUUGGUGUUUUGGGCAUGGCAGCAAAUAUUCCUUUAGGUGUAUGGAGAGAACACACUGAAAAAUUUUCACCAUCUUGGUUUGCAGCUGUACAUGCAGCUGUGCCAUUCAUAGCCAUUCUGAGGAAGUCCAUUUUGAUGCCUAAAGCGGCUAUGGCGUUUACCAUUGGAGCAUCUGUUCUGGGGCAAGUGAUAGGCUCAAGGGCAGAACGACUUCGGCUCAAAACAGUUGCAGCUAGGGAACUGGUUCCUACUGAAAACUCUACUCCAGGACACAUCCAUCUAGUCGUUGAUGGAGCUAGAGGGGGAUACUGCAACGAGAUUGUUGCUUCGAACAAGGUUCCUCUGCAUGCCGGUUUCCUUUCACCAGCUAGUGUAGUUAGCUGAUGCUUGGCAUCUAUAAUGUUGUAUUCAUUAACCUAAUGCAGGAUGUGUGCCUGCAUCUAUUCUUUGCAUUUGUUGUAGUCCAUGGGCAAAGUUGAGCCUUAGAGAGAAAAGUGUGAGGAUGAACAUUAUUCUUGUUUGGUGAGAGUUUGUAUAUUUGUGAAGUACAAAUAAUAUUUGUCUGUUUCAUGUGCCAAAAUACACCAAAGUGAUUUUCUUUUUAUGA